Molecule: messenger RNA, 1464 nt
Organism: Microthlaspi erraticum
Lineage: Eukaryota; Viridiplantae; Streptophyta; Magnoliopsida; Brassicales; Brassicaceae
Source: the annotation of a GenBank genome assembly
AUGGCGAUUUCGCUGCUUGAUUCUAGAGAAACUAUGGAGAUGGUUACUACACAGAAAAUCGAGGAAGCAGUGAAGGGAAUACUCAGAGAAGCCGAUAUGGAUCAAAUGACGGAGUUCAAGCUCCGAACCGCAGCUUCUGCUAAACUCGGUUUCGACUUAUCGGAGACGAAUCACAAAAAGCUAGUCAGUGAUGUUCUCGAGGCCUUUCUGCUAUCGAAUCCCGGUGACGAAGCUGCCAAUGGUGAAGCAUCCGUACCAAAUACAGUGGCUCCGGCGGAGAAAGAGAAAGAGACAGGCUCUGUUGCUGCUGCCGCUUCCGCUAUUGGUGAAGAUGAACGCUUUAUUUGUAAGUUAUCGGAGAAGCGACAUGCGACGGUUGAGAAAUACAGAGGCCAAGCUUUUCUAACGAUUGGGGAGAGUCCUCAGGAAAACGGAAAGCCUUUUAGAGGAGUACAUUUGUCAGCUAACCAAUGGUCUGUGAUCAAGAAGAAUUUCUCAGCCAUAGAGGAAGGUAUUAAGCAGUGCCAAUCAAAAUUAAGAUCUGAAUCAAAACAGAAUGGAGAUACUUCUAAAGCUGUGGAUAACAAUACCACUUCCAGUUUUUCUAUGAUUGAGACUUCACGUUUUGAUGGGAAGAGUUAUCUUUGCUGGUCAUCACAGAUGGAACUCUUUUUAAAGCAGUUGAAUCUGAUCUACGUUCUCUCUGAACCUGUUCCUGUUACCAAUACCUCUCAAGGCCAUGAUGCCGCGGGGAAGAAAUGGUUGAGAGAUGAUUAUUUGUGCCACAAUCACUUGUUGAGCUCCUUGUCAGAUCAUCUAUACCGUCAGUACUCGAAGAAGUUCAAACAUGCCAAAGAACUGUGGGAAGACUUAAAGUGGGUUUACCAGUUUGAGGAAUCCAAUUCAAAGAGGUCACAGGUGAGGAAGUACAUUGAGUUCAAAAUGGUGGAAGAGAGACCGGUUCUCGAGCAAGUCCAAGACGUAAACAAGAUUGCUGAUUCCAUAGUGAGUGCUGGUAUGUUUCUUGACGAGACGUUUCAUGUGAGCACCAUCAUUUCCAAGUUCCCACCGUCGUGGAGCGGGUUCAGCACCAGGUUGAUGGAAGAGGAGUUUUUACCGGUGUGGAUGUUGAUGGAACGAGUGAAAGCUGAGGAGCUUGUGAGGAAUGAAGCACAAAGGGUUACGUAUAGACCAGCCACGGGAUCUUCUCAGAUGGAAAGGUUGCAGAGUGGAGGAGGAAGAGGAUCUCAGAGCAUAGGUUGGAAGAGGAAAGAGCCUGAGAGAGACGGGAGAGGAGUCAUCGUCUGUGAUAACUGUGGGAGGAGAGGACAUUUUGCAAGGAAUUGUUGGGGUAAGACAUCUGAUGAGAGAGCUUCUUGGAAACCGAAUCGGGUUACUUCUUCAGCCACUGCACCUGUGGUUUCAGAGACUCGACCAACAACAGCCAACAAUGAUAAGGAGUAG